This is a messenger RNA of Labrus mixtus (cuckoo wrasse), 2517 nucleotides long. RefSeq names its product glia maturation factor, beta (gene gmfb). Gene Ontology annotation, cellular component: actin cortical patch. The coding region runs from base 146 to 574 and encodes 142 amino acids. Gene Ontology annotation, molecular function: Arp2/3 complex binding; actin binding. Lineage: Eukaryota; Metazoa; Chordata; Actinopteri; Labriformes; Labridae. Gene Ontology annotation, biological process: negative regulation of Arp2/3 complex-mediated actin nucleation; actin filament debranching. The record is from RefSeq and is a predicted model, not a curated record. The transcript is spliced from 7 exons.
AACUGAACAGAAGAAGAAGCUCGCUGCUUGUCUGUGAUUGGUUAGAACAGUCACAUGAUAACGUGAAGUAUAAAAAAUAACAUAGAAGCGUCUGAACAGUGAGAGCAGCAGCAGCUUCAGGAAGAUUCUUUAAAACUCUACAACGAUGAGUGAAUCACUGGUGGUGUGUGACGUGGAUGAAGAGCUCAUCAAGAAGCUGAAGGCUUUCCGUUUCCGUAAAGAGACCAACAACGCCGCCAUCAUCAUGAAGAUCGAUAAAGAGCGACAGCUGGUGGUUCUCGAUGAGGAGCACGAGGACAUUUCUCCUGACGACCUGAAAGAAGAGCUGCCGGAGAGACAGCCCAGGUUCAUCGUCUACAGCUACAAGUACCAGCACGACGACGGCCGGGUGUCCUAUCCCCUCUGCUUCAUCUUCUCCAGUCCAGCAGGUUGCAAAAUGGAGCUGCAGAUGAUGUACGCAGGAAGUAGACAGGUCCUGGUGAAAGCUGCUCAGCUGUCAAAGGUGUUUGAGAUUCGAGCCACUGAGGACCUGACGGAGGACUGGCUCCGAGAGAGACUCGGUUUCUUCGGCUAAAUUCGCCCCCCCCCCUCGUGGGUCUGGGACGUGAGGAGGAUCCAGAUUGUGUCUCGUCUUUGGGAGAGCACGCCACCCUUAAUGUCCCCUCCUCUUUCUGCCCUGAUCCAUCAAACAGUCCCGUGCUCAGUUUUAGGCGUCUGCUGGUCGACCUCUGUAACUUCCUGUUCAGAACGUCUGUGCCUACCAAACCUCGCCCAUCCGCCCGCCUAAAACUGACCUCCGGUCUGCGCUCCAUGUGCCAGUAACGUGUCUUUGUUCCAUUAACACUCCGUAACUUUAACGGCCUUCCUCCGCAUCGCCAUUCAGGACGCGUACGACCACUGAGCGUGUAGAAAGAUGGACGACGAGUCUCCAAAGUGAAGCCAAAACGACCUAAUGGCCGCUGACAUGUCAGAGUCUGCGGCACGUUACUGAUGCCCCGCCCCUUCCUCUUAGGGUGCUAAUUAAACAUUCUUUUUAAGGUCAAAGGUCGCUCAGGUGGAGUCAGUCCAGAACAGACAAUCAUCGCUACAGGACUCCUGUGUUCGUUACGUUUCCUCUGAUAAUCUGAACAGCGACACAGGAGCCUCAUUGGUCGACAGAGCUGUCAAUCACUCCUUUAUAUAUCACGAAUCAAAACUAAACUUGUCACUCAGUGUAAUGAGAAAUAUAACGACAGAAACCGUAUGACUCAUGUCUCAUCUGGUAACAUGGAGGAGGCGGAGCUUAUGAGCUGUACUGCAGCCAAUCAGCAGGGGGAGCUCUGAAUGUUUUGGCUUCACUUUGAGGAUGUCAUGUCGUCCAUCUCUUUACAGUCUGUCGUAUCAACUCUUCCUCUCUCUUUUUUGUAGUUCUGAUAGUUUCUGCUGUUUGUAGUUUCAAUGUAAAUAAAUCUUUCCUGUCAGUCUGCUGCAGUCCAGAGACCAAACGAGCAUCAGUCUCUCCUCAAAGCUUUUGAAUUCUACGUUUGUUAAACUGCUGAAUCAAUCUCUCCAACACUACGACCAGCGCUGCAUUCACGUGGCGGUCUCUUCGUGGUUAUUACAACGAGUGAACACGAUAUUAAAAUGUAUUUCAUGUUUCAGAACUUCAGCAGGUCAAAGUUUAAAAUAACUUCUGGGUUCUGUCCCAGACAGAAACUCAUUCUUCUGAUUAUUCCGACAGCACGUGAAUGCAGCGUUCCACACGAACACGUGACGCGGUGCUGAAACAUUCCAGUUCAUUCGACCUGCAGACCUCCGUGAUGGUUUUUUAAACACAGGGCGCCGUUAGCGGCGUCGUGCUGAUUGUUGGAUCAUUUGGUGCAUUAACAGCUGUUUGUGAUGAUGAAUGUUUAAAGAGAAGAAACACGACACAGGAGAUUUUAAAACACUAACUUUGUUUGAACUUGAAGUCAAACAGACGCCAUUUCUGUCUUUUUCAAAUGUCGGUAAAUUAAAUUAAAGAAACAGAUUUUCUUGACGAGAUUCGUACGCACAAUCCCUUUCUGUCACGUCGUGUUUUGAUGUUGGACGUGAAUCAUUGUCGGGGACGCCGCGACGAGACGUACGAGUUAAUAAUACCCGAACCUACUGACCAUAAAGUUUAACGACCCUAAAAAAAACACCUUUAACACUAAAUACAAACAGGAAGUCUGACUGCCUUUCUAUUGAAUUCUUUGAGAUUGAAAUAUGUGAAUAAAAAAAAGAGCUGCACGUCUCUCGUCUAUUCCUCCUCUAACCGUCAUAUUCUGGUCCUGAUGGGUUCAGCUGGAUCUGUUGCAUCCUGUGGAUCUGAUCCAUGACCCUCCUGUUUUAUUUGAAUCCUCUUUAACGUGACGGUGUGUCUUUAACAACUUCUCAUUCCUUUGUAAGAAAAAGCAGCUGCCUCAGCGUCAGUGAAACUUGACAUAUUUGUAUUUUCUCGUACUUUAUAAAGUGUCUGUUGUCCUGUUGAACAAAUAAAAUGACGGUGAUGUUUAA